This is a messenger RNA of Stylonychia lemnae, 1662 nucleotides long. The record is from the annotation of a GenBank genome assembly. NCBI's taxonomy places the organism in Eukaryota, Ciliophora, Spirotrichea, Sporadotrichida, Oxytrichidae.
AUGGUACAAUUUUUAAAUAAAUACACGCCCUUAAGAGUACUUGCAGAGGGCUCAUAUGGUAAGGUGAUCUUGGCGAAACGUAUUCAUGAGAAAGAGGGAGAACUCGUCGCUAUCAAAAUUUUCAAUUUCAAAGACGAUGAAAAGAAUCAUCAAUCUAGAUCACGAAGAACUGGCAAUCAGAGAAGCAACAUCUCGGGUACUGAGCUCUCUAAGAUGACUCCAGACUCAUUGAAAAGACAUGGGAUGAUAAGACACUUCCAAAAUGAGGUGGUAUUCUUGGCUGGUAUAUCUCACCCAUACAUAGUAAAGGUCAUUGAAACAGCCAGCUUAGUCCAUAUGGCAAAUCCUUUUAAUUGUCUACAAGGCUAGUAGCAAACAUAGUAAUCUUAAAGUCAAUAAUUCAUUGAAGAGAGAAAAAAUGUAAGGUAAAUUAAAGAAGAACCUAAUUAAACAGGUCUAUACUCAUACUUGGUAAUGGAAUAUGCUGAGCGUGGUAACUUGUUUGACUAUAUUUGUCAAUCCCCAUUAUCAGAAAAUGCCACUUGUUUCUACUUUAGGUAGCUUUUAGAGGCUAUGGUACACUUAAAACGAAGCAAGAUCUGUCACCGAGAUCUUAAGCCUGAAAACUUACUAAUUGAUAAUAACUACGACUUAAAGCUAGCAGACUUUGGAUUUGCUACGCAUGCCUAGGGCAUUAAUGGCAACUUUAUGCACUUUACAUGCAAAGGUACUCUAGGCUAUAUGGCUCCGGAAAUCUUGAACCUCUAAAUUUGUGAAAAUAUUGGCUAUAACGCAGAGCAGACAGACGUUUUUGCAAUGGGAGUCAUUUUAUUUUCUCUUAUCAUGGGUAGACCACCUUUUUGGAAGGCUGAUCCAAUGGAAGACAAGCAUUUCAAAAUUCUAAAUUUAUAGCAGUAUUAGUACUUCUGGAAUGUAUGGGAGACUCAGUACUCAAGUCAAUUAGGAAUAGUAAUUAGAGAAGAAUUAAAGAAUCUAUUUAACUCAUUAGUUUCAUCAGUACCAUGUUACCGUUUGACGCUAAAUGAAAUUUGUAAUCAUCCUUGGGUAAGGGGAUACAAGGUGGACGAAGAGCUAGCUAAAAAGGAAAUGCAUCAUUUAUGGGUGUAAAUGAAACUACGAGAAUAAUAAUAAGGAAAUUUGUCAAGUAAAGCAAAAGACAGUUAGCAAUAGUAUCAAUAAGAUCAGAUUAGGCAAAGUUUUGUAGAGUAAGAAUAGAUUGACCAGAACUCUUAGAUGACGAUUGAUAAUCAAAACUAAUAGCCUCAAAGUAUUGUUUACGACCCAUUAAACCCUAAUGGCUAUGUCUAGAGUGAUCCUAAGAAUAUCUUGAUUGAGUUAGAACAGUAUGCACUUAAGAAUAAUAUGAAGUGCAAGUAUAAAAAGAACUCUCACAAGAUAGAUUUUCUUCUUCCUCUAUCAGAUGGCGUUAAUCUUGUUGAAUUCGAGGUCGUGUUUGAAAAAGGGAAAAAGAAAAAAGACUAAGGCUUGUAUAAACUGAGAUUCAAGUUUGGAGAUGAGAAUGUGGAGAAGCUCACAGCAAAUGAUGUGGAAUUUUUAACAUCUGGAUUUUUGUAAUUAAUCCAAGGGUUUGCAGCAAUGGCUGGAAACAAUCUGUACAGUCUAGAAGAUGAAAUUUUAUGA